Messenger RNA from Marmota flaviventris (yellow-bellied marmot), 2890 nucleotides. RefSeq names its product galactosamine (N-acetyl)-6-sulfatase (gene Galns). Gene Ontology annotation, molecular function: arylsulfatase activity; N-acetylgalactosamine-6-sulfatase activity. The record is from RefSeq and is a predicted model, not a curated record. NCBI's taxonomy places the organism in Eukaryota, Metazoa, Chordata, Mammalia, Rodentia, Sciuridae.
CGUCUGCCCUGCGCGGCCCUGCUCACGCUAGCCCAAACAAGGGGCCUGGGAACCCUGACUCCUGGGGCCUCUUAGAUCGCCCACAGGUGCUGCUAAAAGCUGGUGUGGUCCCCAGGGCUGUUGCCCUGAUGUGCUGGUAGCAUCUCAGUUUAGGCCUGAGACUGGGACACCAGCCCUGCAGAGCCACCUCAUGGUGUCUGACUCCGUGAGUGAGCGGGCACAUGGCCCCACAACACGUCUCAGCCCCUGUCGCCUCCCACCAUGCUCUGCCACCUCUGCUCCUGCGGGACCUCCUGCCAAAGCCUGGUCACUAAAGGAAGCCUCACAGUGGCACACACAGGCUUGUGGUGGGUGAGGCGGGGCCCGAGCCAGCAGGAGGGAACCUACGACGUCAUGGAAGCUCGUGUUGCCACACCAGGUCCUGUUUCAAGCACAGGAAAUGUUUACCUCCUUUGCUCCCUGGGGACAUUCAGGUGUGAAAGAGUCCUGGGGGCUCUUCCCCACGCUGCAGCCCACAGACCUCCUUCCCUCGGGAGGCUGCUCCUCUGCUGCCUGGGACCCUCUCAUGAGCUCCCUUGGGGACUCUUCUCUGGGGAUGGUCAUGGUCAUGGGGAUGUGGAGUCUGCUGAGGCCAGAAAAUGCGUCCCAUCAGAGGCCACCGAAGAGCACCGUCUGGCAACAGGGAAGCCAGCCUGUUGAGCUGGGCCACAGCCAGGACUGGUGGCAGAGCAGAGCUGGGUGGGUACACAAGGACCAGGUCCUCUCGGGGAGGACAGGGCCCCUUGUUGCCUGCAGUCCCUGAGCAGGUGCAGGGAGGGCCCAGGGAGCCAACGCAGAGGCCAGGCCUUGAGGGCUGCACCAACGAGAGGAAGAGCCAGCGGUGGCCUCAGAGUGACGAGCCCCUGCAGUGACCAGCACACUCCGUGCCUGGCCUGGCAGCUCUGCCCUGGUGCAAAGCCGUCCGUUCACCAUCCCUGACCCAGGGCAGCAGGACUGGAACAGGGAGAGCAUCUCCAUGGAGCUGGCCGGAGAGGUGGCCAGGCGGUGGAGGAGGCAACAGGACCAGAGAAGUAGCUGUGCUCUGACUUGGGACAUGGGCGCAGUGGGCAACAGGCAUCUGGGUCAUAGACCCCAGUUCCACCCCCUGAAGCACGGAUUUGAUGAGUGGUUUGGAUCCCCCAACUGUCACUUUGGACCUUAUGACAACAGGGCCAGGCCCAACAUCCCUAUGUAUAGGGACUGGGAGAUGGUCGGCAGAUUUUAUGAAGAAUUUCCAAUCAACCUGAAGACUGGGGAGGCCAACCUCACCCAGAUCUACUUAGAGGAGGCCCUGGAUUUCAUCAGGAGGCAGCAGGCCAGGCAACGCCCGUUCUUCCUCUACUGGGCCAUCGACGCCACCCACGCGCCUGUCUAUGCCUCCAGAUCUUUCUUGGGUACCAGCAGGCGAGGGCGGUAUGGGGACGCCGUUCGCGAGAUCGAUGACAGUGUUGGGAGGAUCCUGAGGCUGCUGCGGGAGCUGCGCCUCGGGGACAGCACCUUCGUCUUCUUCACCUCGGAUAAUGGCGCUGCCCUCAUUUCUGCUCCCGAGCAAGGUGGCAGUAAUGGCCCCUUUCUGUGUGGGAAGCAGACCACAUUUGAAGGUGGGAUGAGGGUGCCUGCGAUCGCGUGGUGGCCCGGGCACAUCCCUGCAGGCCAGGUGAGCCACCAGCUGGGCAGCAUCAUGGACCUUUUCUCCACCAGCCUGUCCCUCGCAGGCCUGAAGCCGCCCCGUGACAGGGCUGUCGACGGCCUCGACCUCCUUCCUGCCAUUCUGCAGGGCCAGCUGAUGGACAGGCCGAUGUUCUAUUACCGUGGCAAUACACUGAUGGCGGUCACUCUUGGCCUGUACAAGGCCCACUUCUGGACUUGGACCAACUCCUGGGAGGAGUUUAAACAGGGCAUCGACUUCUGUCCUGGGCAGAACGUCUCAGGAGUCACAACCCACACCCAAGAAGAGCACACAAAGCUGCCCCUGAUGUUCCACCUGGGACGAGACCCUGGGGAGAGGUACCCGCUCAGCUUUGGCAGUGCUGAGUACCAGGAUGCCCUUGGCAGAAUCACCCCAGCUGUCCAGCAGCACCAGGAGGCCUUGGUCCCCGGACAGCCCCAGCUCAAUGUGUGCAACCAGGCAGUCAUGAACUGGGCACCCCCAGGCUGUGAAAAGUUAGGCAAGUGUCUGAGGCCUCCAGAGUCUGUCCCAGAGAAGUGCUCCUGGCUCCAUUAGCACCUGCUUGAACCCAGAAUCUCCACAGACCCUGCAGGUGCCCAAGAGCAGGAAGUGUCUGGCCUCUGCCAACUGCCAAGCGCUCACUGCCAGACAGCAUCUGCAGCCAGCAGCAGGGCCUGCCAGACACCUGCCAGAGACCUGGUUCUAGAGUCCACUCCUCAUUGCUCCUCCUCACCCACCUGGCCCUGCAGCCCAUCAUCUCAGCUGGCUAUGAAGGAGGCCACAGGCGUGAGUGCUGCCUCCCAUGCUCCUGCGUGUUUCCAUCUCGGUGAUGAAGGAUUGAUGGCAGUGGUGUGAUUGGAUUCUGAGCCCCUCAGUGCUAUCAGGGUGCUCUCCACACCACCCCACAGGGCUGUGGACAAGGGGGGAUAGGGAGGAGGCAGACACUCCACCCCACAUUGGACGCCCAUGCCACUUCUUCUGUGGAGGGUGUCGGUGUCCUUGGCUCUCUGCCCGGGCUCAGCACACUGAUUCUGUCUGCUGUGAGCCCACCUGUCUCAAGGCAGGUGGGAGCCGCCUUCCAUGAGUGGGUUCUCACAUCUGUGCCGUUCUGCCAAAACAAAUCGUAAAAGUUGGGAAAUGUCGAAGAAAUAGGCUCAUAAUAAAGAACAAAACCUGUUUUAA